Trematosphaeria pertusa is the source of this 2650-nucleotide messenger RNA. Its product is annotated as WD40 repeat-like protein. The coding region runs from base 197 to 2533 and encodes 778 amino acids. Gene Ontology annotation, cellular component: nucleus; CAF-1 complex. The transcript is spliced from 5 exons. Gene Ontology annotation, biological process: nucleosome assembly; DNA replication-dependent chromatin assembly. The record is from RefSeq and is a predicted model, not a curated record. NCBI's taxonomy places the organism in Eukaryota, Fungi, Ascomycota, Dothideomycetes, Pleosporales, Trematosphaeriaceae. Gene Ontology annotation, molecular function: protein binding.
GUGCGAGCUCUGGAAGCGUGAACAGCCGCCCGCGACGACGCCCGCUGCAUCUCCGCACCCGCACAAGAAUCGCACCUCUCUUGGCCCCAGCAUUUCCAAGCAGCACCAAGAAUACGUCCCCUCGACCAAAUCUCCUUCAACCCAGCUUCUUUGACGGAAGCGUACGGACGCCUGGCGAGGAGCGGUGUUGCCCACAAUGAAGGCUGCUCCGCUUCUCGUGUCCUGGCACAACGAGAAUGCCCCCAUCUACUCCGCACAUUUCGAGCCGCACGGCAAGGGACGUCUAGCCACGGCGGGAGGCGACAAUAAUGUGAGGCUUUGGAGGGUCGAAGCCAACGGCGAGGAGCGGAAAGUCAGCUAUCUUUCGACGCUCGUCAAGCACACGCAGGCUGUCAAUGUCGUUCGAUGGUGUCCUCGAGGCGAGGCCCUGGCCUCCGCCGGCGACGACGGCAACAUCCUCCUCUGGGUUCCCGCCGAGAACCAGACGCACCACACCAACUUCGAGGAAGGCCUGGAAGACAAGGAGACGUGGCGGGUCAAGCACAUGUGCAGGUCCAUGGGCUCAGAAAUAUACGACCUAGCGUGGUCUCCCGAUGGCGUCUUCUUCAUCACAGGAAGCAUGGACAACAUUGCGCGGAUAUACAACGCUCAGACAGGAACAUGUGUGCGCCAGAUUGCUGAGCACAAUCACUACGUACAAGGCGUGGCCUGGGAUCCGCUCAACGAGUACGUUGCGACGCAGUCCUCGGAUCGCUCGGUGCACAUCUACACCCUGAAGACGAAAGACGGCCAGUUCUCACUAGCCCAGCACAGCAAAGUCACCAAAAUGGAUCUCCCUGCGCGACGAGUGUCCUCCAACAGCCCAGCGCCGCCCGACUUUGGUGGUCGAGCGUCCUUCGUUGCACACGAGUCGGGAUUGGUUGCUGGCUCUCCGGUUCCGUCGGCACCUGGAACUCCCCAAUCACUGGCGCUCCCGAUGAAUCCGCCUCCGACGUCGCACAGCCGCCGGUCGUCGUUUGGCUCGUCGCCUUCGAUGCGGCGAUCUGCCUCGCCGGCGCCGUCGAUGCCUCUUCCUGCUGUUAUGCCCAAUUCGCCUAGCAUUAGCAGCAUCGGGACUACCGGAGUCAGGAAUGCUCCCAUCUACGCUAACGAGACCUUUACUUCUUUCUUCCGGCGGCUUACCUUCGCACCAGAUGGAAGCUUGCUGUUCACUCCGGCUGGCCAGUACAAGACGCUGCAUCCUGCGGUUGGCGAUGCAGCAAAACCGACCGAAGACAUCAUCAACACCGUCUACAUCUACACCCGAGCUGGCCUAAACAAGCCUCCAGUCGCUUAUCUCCCAGGCCACAAGAAACCCUCCGUUGCUGUUCGGUGCUCCCCGGUGUACUACACCUUACGCCAAGCGAUCCCUCCAACCAAACAAAUCACGAUUGACACCUCGUCAGCAGAGGAUGAGAUUCCCGCAUUACCGGAACCCGCUAUGCCGUCCAAGGCACCCACUUCGCAUUCUUCCAUGGAGCCGCCGCCUUUGACCAGCGCACCCUCACCUUCGCCGAGCUUGGCAGCUGCAUCCCCGAAGCCUGCAGUUGAUGGUGAGACACCAAACCCAGGCCCGCCGCCGGGGCCCAUUUCGGCGUUUAGCCUGCCUUAUCGGAUGGUGUAUGCUGUUGCAACGCAGGAUGCGGUGCACAUUUAUGAUACGCAGCAGCAGAAGCCGUUGUGUGUUGUUAGUAACCUGCACUUCGCUACCUUUACGGAUCUCACAUGGUCAAGUGACGGAUCUACCCUGCUGAUGAGCUCUUCCGAUGGAUUCUGCUCGUCGCUCACCUUUGCACCUGGCGAGCUAGGAGAGAAAUACACAGGACCCCUCGCUAGCCAAUCACGGCACCACCAAACGCCUUCUAUCAACACGACUGCGUCGCAAUCAUCGAACCACUCCACCCCGACCCAGACACCCACGACGUCAAGCAUGCCGGUCACUGCCACAGCUACCGCGCCAGCGAUGCAGAAGCAGCCUUCCGCAGGGUUCCCGGCCUCUCCCAGCUCAAUCAUCCCAGCACGCCCAGGUAGUCCCACGAGAAGUAAUUCGGUCUCGAGUAUCGCUACCGCGUCCUCCUUCGCUCCAGGCGCAGGCGAUUCAAGCGUCAUGAAUGCGCCUACUCCGGCCAUGUCUUCAAUACCAGGAUUGGCAGCUGCAAAUUCGGGACCUGUAGGGGCCAUGCCUAUGUGGACGCCACCUCUCACGCCGGCGCAUGGACACGGCGGCACGCAUAGCGCGAGCAGCUCUGUCAGCGGCAUCCCGGGAAUUAGUGGCAGUCUUCGACGAGAGAGCGAGUCCGAGCGGGAAGAUGCGGCUUCUGCUCCAAGGAAGCGCGACUUGCACGCUGUACCAGAAGUUGAGGAAGGCAGGGAGCCUAAGAAGAGAAGGAUAGCGCCAACGCCUGUCACUGUUGGCCCGGCUGACGCAGGCGAGAGCGCGAUUGUGAGCACAGAAGAGAAUACGCCAACCGCUCAAACGCCGUCGGCGCAGUAACAAGCAAGAAAGUAGAGCAGCAACGAGGAAUACUUUCUCUUCUUGUCUAAGUAAACAGGUAGUAGUUCCGCUACAUUUUCAGGUUAGGAGUUAUGGAAGUGGAGCUGAGCGAUACCC